Fukomys damarensis (Damara mole-rat) is the source of this 12859-nucleotide messenger RNA. It is a transcript of the gene Lyst, whose product is annotated as lysosomal trafficking regulator. The record is from RefSeq and is a predicted model, not a curated record. Gene Ontology annotation, molecular function: protein kinase binding. NCBI's taxonomy places the organism in Eukaryota, Metazoa, Chordata, Mammalia, Rodentia, Bathyergidae. The coding region runs from base 380 to 11944 and encodes 3854 amino acids. The transcript is spliced from 55 exons. Gene Ontology annotation, cellular component: membrane; cytosol. Gene Ontology annotation, biological process: intracellular protein localization.
GCGAGACCUGGGGCGCACGCGCAGAAGGGAGGGCCUGGGUCAGCGAAGGGGGAGGAAGGGGUGGUGUUCUCGGUUUCCUGGGUUACCUGAGGGGGCGGGGGUUGGGAGUGAGCGGCGGCAGCGGCGGCAGCAACACGGGAUUCUUCUGUGAGAGCGCGCGGCGGCUACAGAGCAGAAGGUAAAGGAAGUAAGCAAAGGAUCUGGUAACUCCCAAUGCCUAAUUUUGACCUGUUGUGAGAACUUAAUCAGACAAGGAGACAUAAUGGGAAUCCUGAGAGAAAGGCCAUGUCAUCCGUGCAGUAAGUGAAACUUUAUUCUACUUUAUGGACCCAAAUUUUAAAGACUAAAUGUUACAGAAGUGUUGAAAGACUGCUCGGUCAUGAGCACCGACAGUAACUCAUUGGCACGUGAAUUUCUGACUGAUGUCAACCGGCUUUGCAAUGCAGUGGUCCAGAGGGUGGAGGCCAGGGAAGAGGAGGAGGAGGAGACACACAUGGCAACCCUUGGACAGUACCUUGUCCAUGGGCGAGGAUUUCUGUUACUUACCAAGCUGAAUUCUAUCAUUGACCAGGCAUUGACAUGCAGAGAAGAGCUCCUGACUCUUCUUCUGUCUCUCCUUCCCCUGGUAUGGAAGAUACCAGUUCAGGAACAGCAGGCAACAGAUUUUAAUCUGCCAUUGUCAUCUAAUAUAAUCCUGACCAAAGAAAAGAACUCAAGUUCACAAAGACCUACUCAGGAAAAAUUAUAUUUGGGAGGAAGUGCCCCAUCUAGUCAGGUUUCUACAAAAAUAAACAUCUUUCGAAAAGGCAGACGACAGCGUAAAAGUACCCAUCGCUAUUCCAUAAGGGAUGCAAGAAAGACACAGCUCUCCACAUCAGAUUCGGAAGGCAAUUCAGAUGACAAAAGUAUAGCAGUGAAUAAAUCCAGAAGGUCCCAUGUACUACAGCAUUUUGUAACACAGUCUUCUAAAGAAGCCCCCCUCACAGCUGAACUUGACCCCUCUGUGACCAAAGAACACACUUCUCCUGACAUGAUGGCUCUGGAAAACUCCAGAGAGAUUAUCCCAAGACAGGAGUCAAAUGCUGACAUUUUAAGUGAGCCAGCUGCCUUGUCUAUUCUCAGUAACAUGAAUAAUUCUCCAUUUGACUUAUGUCAUGUUCUGUUAUCGUUAUUGGAAAAAGUUUGUAAGUUUGACAUUAUGUUGAAUCAUAAUUCUGCCUUGGCAGCCAGUGUAGUGCCCACACUGACUGAAUUCCUAGCAAGCUUUGGGGACUGCUGCAACCUAAGUGACAGCUUAGAGAGCCAAGUGGUUUCUGCAGGUUGGACUGAAGAACCAAUGGCUCUGGUUCAGCGGAUGCUCUUUCGAACAGUAUUGCAUCUUAUGUCAGUAGAUAUCAGUACCACAGAGGUGAUGCCAGAGAGUCUUAGAAAGAAUUUAACUGAAUUGCUUAGGGCAGCUUUAAAAAUCCGAUCUUGCUUAGAAAAGCAGUCUGACCCUUUUGCACCAAGACAAAAGAAAACACUACAGGAAGUCCAGGAAGGCUUUGUGUUUUCACGGCAUCGGCACAGAGCCCUUCUUUUACCUGAGCUUUUGGAAGGGGUUCUACAAAUCCUGAUCUGUUGUCUUCAAAGUGCAGCUUCAAAUCCCUUCUACUUCAGUCAAGCCAUGGAUUUGGUUCAAGAAUUUAUUCAGCACCAAGGAUUUAAUCUAUUUGAAGCAGCAGUUCUUCAAAUGGAAUGGCUGGUUUCAAGAGAUGGAGUUCCUCCCGAGACCACAGAACAUUUGAAAGCCUUAAUAAAUAGUGUGAUGAAGAUCAUGAGUACUGUCAAAAAAGUGAAAUCAGAGCAACUUCAUCACUCAGUAUGUACAAGAAAAAGGCACAGACGCUGUGAGUAUUCUCACUUUAUGCAUCACCACAGAGAUCUCUCAGGUCUUCUGGUUUCAGCUUUUAAAAACCAAGUUUCCAAAAACCCUUUUGAAGAGACUGCAGAUGGAGAUGUUCAUUACCCUGAGCGGUGCUGCUGCAUUGCAGUAUGUGCACAUCAGUGCUUGCGCCUGCUCCAACAAACUUCCUUGAGCAGCACCUGUGUCCAGAUUCUAGCAGGUGUACACAGUGUUGGCAUAUGCUGCUGUAUGGACCCCAAAUCUGUAAUCAUCCCUUUGCUUCAUGCUUUUAAAUUGCCAGCACUGAAAAAUUUUCAGCAGCAUAUAUUGAAUAUCCUUAACAAACUUAUUUUGGAUCAGUUAGGAGGAGCAGAGAUAUCUCAGAAAAUUAAAAAAGCAGCUUGCAACAUCUGCACCAUUGACUGCGACCAGCUGGCUAAGUUAGAAGAGACCCUGAAGGGCAACUCAUGUGGUGCUGAACCUCACUCAAGUUUAUCCAGUCCUUCUUACAGAUGUCAAGGGAUCCUACCGAGCAGUGGGUCUGAAGACCUGUUGUGGAAAUGGGAUGCAUUAGAGGCUUAUCAGGACUUUGUUUUUGAAGAAGACAGAUUAUAUAAUAUACAGAUUGCAAAUCACAUUUGCAAUUUAAUCCAGAAAGGCAAUAUAGUUGUUCAGUGGAAAUUGUAUAAUUAUGUAUUUAAUCCUGUGCUCCAAAGAGGAGUUGAAUUAGCACAUCAUUGUCAACACCUAAGCAUUACUUCAGCACGAACUCAUAUGUGUAGCCAACCAAAACAGUGUUUGCCUCAGGAAGUGCUACAAAUCUAUUUAAAAACUCUGCCUAUCCUACUUAAAUCCAGGUUAAUGAGAGAUUUGUUUUUAAGUUGUAAUGGAGUAAAUCAAAUAAUUGAAUUAAAUUACUUAGAUGGUAUUCGAAGUCAUUCCCUAAAAGCAUUUGAAACACUGAUCAUCAGCCUAGGAGAACCCCAGAAGGAAGCUUCAAUUCCAGGGAUUGAUGGGCUAGAUAUUGAACCAAAGGAACCAUCACCUUCAAAUAUUGGUCCUCUUUUUCAUAACCAGCAAGCUUAUUCAGGCUCUCCUCAGAGCCUCAGUAAAUUUUAUGCCAGUCUCAAAGAAGCUUAUCCAAAAAAACGAAAGACCGGUAACCAGGAUGUGCAUAUCAACACCAUAAACCUCUUCCUCUGUGUGGCAUUUUUAUGUGUAAGUAAAGAAGCAGAGUCUGAUAGGGAGUCGGCCAAUGAGUCAGAAGACACUUCUGGCUAUGACAGUACAGCCAGUGAACCGCUGAGUCAUGUGCUGCCAUGUUUGUCUCUCGAGAGCCUUGUCCUGCCAUCUCCAGAAUGUAUGCACCAAACAGCAGAUGUGUGGUCUAUGUGUCGUUGGAUCUACAUGUUGAGCUCGGUCUUCCAGAAACAGUUCCAUAGCCUUGGUGGUUUCCAAGUGUGCCAUAAGUUAAUACUUUUGAUAAUACAGAAACUGUUGAGAAAUCAUGAAGAUGAGCAAGGAAUAAAGCAGGGAGAUAUGAAUGCAAAUGAAAACCAAGACUUAACCAGAACUUGUCACCCUGAGACAGGUAUGCAGGAAGAGUUCUCAUCUUUGACUGUAAAAAGUGACCCCCCACUAUCAGAAUUGGGAAGUCUAAAGAAGACUGCUGACAGUUUAGGUAAAAUGGAGUCAUCACAUAUUUCUUCCAUAAAUGUGGAGCAAAUUUCAACCUCUGGAGCUGUUCCUGAGGAAGCAAAGCUAUUUACAAAUCAAGAAAGUGAGACCUUGCUUCAUAGCAUACGACUUUUGGAAGCUCUUCUGGCCAUUUGUCUUCAUAGUGCCAGAACCAGUCAACAAAAGAUGGAAUUGGAGUUACCCAAUCAGAACUUAUCUGUGGAAAAUAUAUUAUGUGAAAUGAGGGACUAUCUUUCACAGUCAAAGGUGACUGAAACAGAAUUAGCAAAGCCUUUGUUUGAUGCCCUGCUUCGAGUUGCCGUGGGUCAACAUUCAACAGAUUUUGAACAUGAUGCUAUGACUGAGAAGAGUCAUCAGUCUGAGGAAGAAUUAUCAUCCCAGCCUGGAGAUUUUUCAGAAGAAGCAGAGGAUUCUCAAUGUUGUAGUUUUAAACUUUUGGUUGAAGAAGAAGGUUAUGAAGCAGAUAGUGAAAGCAAUCCUGAGGAUGGUGAAUCCCGGGAUGACGGGCUGGAUUUAAAGCUUGAAACAGAAGGCUUCAGUGCAACAGUCAGUCCACAUGACUUACUUGAAAACCUUACCGAAGGGGAAAUAAUAUAUCCUGAGAUUUGUAUGCUGGAAUUAAAUUUGCUUUCUACUAGUAAAGCUAAACUUGAUGUGCUUGCUCAUGUAUUUGAGAGUUUUUUGAAAAUUAUCAGGCAGAAAGAAAAGAAUGUUUUUCUGCUCUUGCAACAGGGAAUUGUGAAAACUAUUUUAGGAGGGUUCUUGAGUAUUUUAACACAAGCCAAUUCUGAUUUUCAAGUAUGCCAGAAAGUAUUGGUGGAUCUCUUGGUAUCUUUGAUGAGUUCAAGAACAUGUUCAGAAGAGUUAACCCUUCUUUUGAGGAUAUUUCUGGAGAAAUCUCCUUGUACAGAAAUUCUUCUUCUGGGUAUUUUGAAAAUUGUUGAAAAUGAUGUUACUAUGAGCCCUUCACAGUAUUUAACUUUUCCUUUGCUGCAUACUCCAAGUUUAAGCAACAAUAUCUCAUCCCAAAAAUGUCCUGGGACUCUAAAUAGUAAAGCCAUGGGCUUAUUGAGAAGAGCACGAAUUUCACGGAGCAAAAAAGGGGCUGAUAGAGAGAAUUUUCCCCACCGGCUUCUUUCCUCUUGGCACAUAGCCCCAGUCCACUUGCCGUUGCUGGGGCAGAACUGCUGGCCACACCUGUCAGAAGGUUUUAGUGUCUCACUGUGGUUUAACGUGGAGUAUAUCCGUGAAUCCGAAGGUGGUACAGAAAAAAGAAGGAAGAUAAAGAAAAGAAACAAAUCACUAAUUUUACAAGACAGCAGUUUUGAUGGAUCAGAGAGUGACAGACCAGAGGGUACAGAGUAUGUAAAUCCUGGUGAAAGGCUCAUAGAAGAAGGCUGUCUUCAUUUAAUUUCACUGGGAUCCAAAGCAUUGAUGAUUCAAGUGUGGGCUAAUCCACAUAAUGGCACUUUUAUCUUUCGUGUGUGUACAGAUCCAAAUGAUGACAUGAAAGCUGUUUUACUAGCACAGGUUGAAUCACAAGAGAAUAUUUUCCUCCCGAUGAAAUGGCAACAUUUAGUACUCACCUACCUACAGCAGCCUCAAGGGAAAAAGAAUGUCCAUGGCAAAAUCUCCAUGUGGGUCUCUGGACAGAGGAGGACUGAUGUCACUUUGGAUUUUACACUUCCAAGAAAAACAAGUUUAUCAUCUGAUAGCAAUAAAACAUUUUGUAUGAUCGGCCAUUGUUUAUCAUCCCAAGAAGAGUUUUUGCAAUUGGCUGGAAAAUGGGACCUUGGAAACUUGCUCCUCUUUAAUGGAGCUAAAGUUGGUUCACAAGAGGCCUUUUAUCUGUAUGCUUGUGGACCCAAUUAUACAUCUGUAAUGCCAUGUAAAUAUGGUAAACCUGUGAAUGACUACUCUAAAUAUAUUAAUAAGGACAUUUUGCAGUGUGAACAGAUCAGAGAACUUUUUAUGACCAAGAAAGAUGUGGACAUUGGUCUCUUAAUUGAAAGUCUUUCAAUUGUUUAUACAACAACACUUCCUGCUCAGUAUACCAUCUAUGAGCCAGUGAUUAGACUCAAGAGUCACAUGAAAACCCAGCUUUCUCAAAGGCCCUUCAGCUCAAAAGAAGUCCAGAGCAUCUUACUAGAACCUUCCCAUCUAAAGAGCCUCCAGCCUACUGAAUGUAAUACUAUUCAAGGAAUUCUGCAUGAGAUUGGUGGAACUGGAAUAUUUGUCUUUCUCUUUGCUAGGGUUGUUGAAUUAAGUGGCUGUGAAGAAACUCAGGCAUUAGCACUACGAAUUAUACUAUCUUUAAUUAAAUACAACCAACAGAGAAUGCAUGAAUUAGACAAUUGCAAUGGACUUUCCAUGAUUCAUCAGGUGUUGAUCAAACAAAAAUGCACUGUUGGCUUCCACAUUUUGAAGACGCUUCUUGAGGGUUGCUGUGGUGAAGAGAUUAUUUAUAUCAGUGAGAAUGAAGAGUUUAAAUUGGAUGUAGAGUCUAAUGCUAUAAUCCAAGAUGUUAAACUGUUAGAGGAGCUGUUGCUUGACUGGAAGAUAUGGAAUAAAGCACAGCAAGGUGUGUGGGAAACUCUGCUAGCGGCUCUGGAAGUCCUCAUUCGAGUGGAGCACCACCAGCAGUGGUUUAAUAUUAGGCAGUUACUGAAUGCUCAAGCAGUUCAUCACUUCCUAUUGACUUGUCAGGUUUUACAGGAACAUAAAGAGGGGCAGCUUACAUCCAUGCCCCGAGAGGUUUGUAGAUCAUUUGUGAAAAUUAUUGCAGAAGUCCUUGGAUCUCCUCCAGAUUUGGAAUUAUUGACAGUUAUCUUCAGUUUCCUUUUAGCAGUUCACCCUCCUACUAAUACUUACGUUUGUCACAACCCCACAAACUUCUACUUUUCUUUGCACAUAGAUGGUAAGAUCUUUCAGGAGAAGGUGCAAUCAAUCAUGUACCUGCGGCAUUCCAGCAGUGGAGGACGAUCCCUCACCAGUCCCGGUUUCAUGGUCAUAAGCCCAUCUUGUUUUACUGCUUCACCUCCUGAAGGAAGCAGUUUCUCCAGUGUUAUUCCACCAGGAAUGGCUGCCCACAUGCUACGUUCUAGAAGCCUACCAGCAUUUCCUACUUCACCACUAAUACAGCCACGAAAACUGACUGGAAGUUUGGGUUGUAAUAUUAACAAGUUACAAAACAUUGUAGAUACCUAUGUAGCUACCCAAGCAGAGAAACAGAAUCGUUUGGGGAAUUCUGACAUGCUGCAAGCAAGCAAAGAGGAUGCAUUCAUCAGUAGCUGUGAGUCUGCAAAAGCUAUUUGUGAAGCAGAAGCUGUUCCUACAGCCCAAAUCUCUGCCGGUGGUGUCCCAAAAGGAACAUUGGGAUUUCCCACGGGGAGAGUAGAUCAUAAAGACUUGGAAGUAGAACCCAGAUCAGAAGAUGACAGUCCCGGGGAUGAAUCCUGCCUGCGCCGACCUGAUAACCUGAAGGGACUGGCCUCGUUCCAGCAAAGCCACAGCACGAUUGCAAGUCUGGGGCUAGCUUUCCCUUCACAGAAUGGAACUGCAGCCUUGGGCCACUGGCCCAGUCUUGUUGAUAGGAACACUGAUGAUUGGGAAAACUUGGCCUUUCCUCUUGGUUACAAGCCCAACUAUAACAGAGCUACAAGUGCUCACAGUGUCACUGAAGACUGCUUGGUACCUAUAUGCUGUGGAUUGUAUGAACUCUUAAGUGGCAUUCUCCUCAUCCUGCCUGAUGUUAUGCUGGAAGAUGUAAUGGAGAAGCUCAUUCAAGCAGAUACACUCUUAGUCCUCGUUAAUCAUCCAUCACCAGUCAUACAACAAGAAGUUAUUAAACUACUACAUGCAUAUUUUAAUAGAGCAUCUAAGGAGCAGAAAGAUAAAUUUCUGAAGAAUCGUGGCUUUUCCUUACUAGCAAACCAGUUGUAUCUUCAUCGGGGGACUCAGGAAUUGUUAGAAUGCUUCAUUGAAAUGUUCUUUGGUCGACGUAUUGGCCUUGAUGAUGAAUUUGAUCUGGAAGAUGUGAAAACCAUGGGACUUUUUCAGAAGUGGUCUGCUGUUCCUAUCCUGGGACUAAUAGAAACCUCCCUGUAUGACAACGUACUCUUGCAUAAUGCUCUUUUACUUCUUAUUCAGAUUUUAAAUUCUUGUUCUAAGGUCGCAGACCUGUUGUUGGAUAAUGGUCUACUCUAUGUGUUAUGUAAUACAGUAGCAGCACUGAACGGAUUAGAAAAGAACAUUCCUUUGAAUGAAUACAAAUUACUGGCAUGUGAUAUACAGCAACUGUUUGUAGCAGUUACAAUUCAUGCUUGCAGCUCCUCCGGCUCACAAUAUUUUAGGGUUAUUGAAGAUUUAAUUGUACUUCUUGGAUAUCUUCAAAAUAGCAAAAACAAGAAGACCCAAAGUAUGGCUCUUGCCCUACAGCUUAGAGUUCUGCAUGCUGCUCUAGAAUUUAUAAGAAGCUCAGCAAAUCAUGACUCUGAAAACCUUGACGAUGCAAUACUGUCACCUUCUGCUCCCCACCAUGCAGUGUUUCAAAAGCGGAAAAGCAUUGCUGGUUCAAUUCCAGUGAAGGGUUCUGUUAUUCCUCACCUGCCAAGACGCCAUUUUCGUUCCUAUGGUCAACUUCCGAUGCCCUUGUACUUUGAUCUGCUAAAUGAAGACUCCUCCCCCCAGUUUUCUCCUGGAUGCGCUACCUGUGUGGUACCUUCUGGAACAGGUCCUCGAAAAUUUCCCCUGGUGCAAACUGAAUCUCUUUUGAUGAAAAUGCGUUCGGUCGCCAGUGAUGAACUCAACACUAUGAUGCAGAGGAGAAUGAGCCAGGAGAACCCCAGCCAGCCCACUGAUGCAGAGCUAACACAGAGACUGCAGAGGCUCACAGUCCUGGCAGUCAACAGAAUUAUUUAUCAAGAGUUUAAUUCAGACAUUAUUGACAUUUUGGGAACACCAGAAAAUGGAACUCAAAGCAAGAGCUCAGUGUACCAGACUGAAAUUUCUGAGGAAAAUAUUCAUCAUGAACAACCUUCUGUUUUUAAUCCAUUUCAGAAAGAAAUGUUUGCAUAUCUGAUAGAAGGAUUCAAAGUGUGUAUUAGUUCAAGUAAAACCAGUGGUUCUAAACAGCAAUGGACUAAAAUUCUGUGGUCUUGUAAGGAAACAUUUCGAAUGCAGCUUGGGAGACUACUUGUACAUAUUUUGUCACCAGCCCACACUGUACAAGAGAGAAAGGAAAUAUUUGAAAUACUGCGUGAACCUAAUCAUCAGGAAAUACUGCGAGACUGUCUUAGCCAAUCCUUGCAACAUGGAGCCAAGUUAGUUUUGUAUCUGUCAGAAUUGGUACAUAAUCAUGAGGAUGAGCUGACUGAAGAAGAACUGGGCACUGCAGACCUGCUUAUGUGUGCUCUAAAACUGUGUGGUCAUAAGUACAUCCCACCCAGUGCAUCCUCAAAACCAGACCUUAUCAACAUGAUCAAAGAGGAACAAAAGAAAUAUGAAAUUGAAGAAAGUGGGAGUAAAGCCUCUUGGCAGAAAACAGUGAAUAAUAAUCAACAAAGUCUUUUUCAGCGUCUUGACUCAAAAUCAAAGGAUAUAUCUAAAAUAGCUGCAGAUAUCACCCAGGCAGUGUCUCUCUCCCAGGGAAUAGAGAGAAAAAAAGUGAUCCAGCACAUCAGAGGAAUGUACAAAGUGGACCUAAGCGCAAGCAGGCAUUGGCAGGAACUCAUUCAGCAGCUGACACACGAUCGAGCAGUAUGGUAUGACCCCAUCUACUACCCAACCUCCUGGCAGUUGGAUCCAACAGAAGGGCCAAAUCGAGAGAGGAGGCGUCUGCAGAGAUGUUACUUAACUAUUCCAAAUAAGUACCUGCUUAGGGAUAGACAAAAACUAGAAGCAGAUGUGAUCAAACCACCACUCUCUUACCUAUUUGAAGACAAAACUCAUUCUUCCUUCUCCUCUACUGUCAAAGACAAAGCUGCAAGUGAAUCUAUAAGAGUAAAUCGAAGAUGUAUCAGCGUUGCACCAUCUAGAGAGACACCUGGUGAAUUGUUAUUAGGUAAAUGUGGAAUGUAUUUUGUGGAAGAUAAUGCUUCUGAUACAGUUGAAAAUUCAAGCCUUCAGGGAGAGUUAGAACCAGCAUCAUUUUCCUGGACAUAUGAGGAAAUUAAAGAAGUUCAUAAGCGUUGGUGGCAACUGAGAGAUAAUGCUGUAGAAAUCUUUUUAACCAAUGGAAGAACCCUCCUGUUAGCAUUUGAUAAUACCAAGGUUCGUGAUGAUGUAUACCACAGUAUACUCACAAAUAACCUCCCAAAUCUUCUGGAAUAUGGUAACAUUACUGCUCUGACAAACCUGUGGUAUGCUGGACAAAUUACUAAUUUUGAAUAUUUGACUCACUUAAACAAACAUGCUGGCCGAUCCUUCAAUGAUCUCAUGCAGUACCCAGUGUUCCCAUUUAUACUUGCUGACUAUGUUAGUGAGACACUUGACCUCAAUGAUCCAUCAGUCUAUAGAAAUCUCUCUAAGCCUAUAGCUGUGCAGUAUAAAGAAAAAGAAGAUCGUUAUGUGGACACAUACAAGUACUUGGAGGAGGAAUACCGCAAAGGAGCAAGGGAAGACGACCCCAUGCCUCCUGUGCAGCCCUAUCACUAUGGCUCCCACUACUCCAACAGUGGCACUGUGCUCCACUUCCUGGUCAGAAUGCCUCCCUUCACCAAAAUGUUUUUAGCCUAUCAAGAUCAAAGUUUUGACAUUCCAGACAGAACUUUUCAUUCUACAAAUACAACUUGGCGCCUCUCAUCUUUUGAAUCCAUGACCGAUGUGAAAGAGCUUAUCCCAGAGUUUUUCUAUCUUCCUGAGUUUUUAGUUAACCGUGAAGGUUUUGAUUUUGGCGUGCGUCAGAAUGGUGAACGGGUUAAUCAUGUCAACCUUCCUCCUUGGGCACGGAACGACCCUCGUCUUUUUAUCCUUAUCCACCGACAGGCUCUGGAGUCUGACCACGUGUCCCAGAACAUCUGUCACUGGAUUGACUUGGUGUUUGGGUACAAGCAAAAGGGAAAAGCUUCUGUUCAAGCCAUCAAUGUUUUCCAUCCUGCUACAUAUUUUGGGAUGGAUGUCUCUGCAGUAGAAGAUUCAGUUCAGAGGCGAGCACUAGAAACCAUGAUAAAAACCUAUGGGCAGACCCCACGCCAGCUGUUCCACACGGCCCAUGCCAGUAGGCCAGGAGGCAAGCUCAACAUGGAAGGCGAGCUUCCUGCCGCCGUGGGGCUGUUGGUGCAGUUUGCCUUCAGGGAGACCCGGGAACAAGUCAAAGAAAUCACCUAUCCGAGCCCUUUGUCAUGGAUAAAAGGCUUGAAAUGGGGGGAGUAUGUGGGCUCCCCAAGUGCUCCUGUACCUGUGGUCUGCUUCAGCCAGCCUCAUGGAGAAAGAUUUGGCUCUCUGCAGGCUCUGCCUACGAGAGCAAUCUGUGGAUUGUCCCGAAACUUCUGUCUUCUGAUGACCUACAGCAAGGAACAAGGUGUGAGAAGCAUGAACAGCACUGAUAUUCAGUGGUCAGCUAUCCUGAGCUGGGGAUAUGCCGAUAACAUCUUGAGGUUGAAGAGUAAGCAAAGUGAGCCUCCAGUGAACUUCAUACAAAGCUCUCAACAGCACCAGGUGACUAGUUGUGCUUGGGUACCUGACAGUUGCCAGCUCUUUACUGGGAGCAAGUGUGGUGUUAUCACAGCCUACAUGAACAGAUUCACCAGCAGUACGCCAUCAGAGAUAGAAAUGGAGACUCAGAUGCAUCUCUAUGGGCACACAGAAGAGAUAACCAGCUUAUUUGUCUGCAAACCAUACAGUAUAAUGAUAAGCGUAAGCAGAGACGGAACCUGUAUCGUGUGGGACUUAAACAGGCUAUGCUAUGUACAGAGUCUGGCAGGACACAAAAGCCCUGUCACAGCCGUCUCUGCCAGUGAAACAUCAGGUGACAUUGCUACUGUGUGUGACUCAGCGGGCGGAGGCAGUGACCUUAGACUCUGGACAGUGAAUGGAGACCUCGUUGGACAUGUCCACUGCAGGGAGAUCAUCUGCUCCGUGGCUUUCUCCAACCAGCCUGAGGGAGUAUCUAUCAAUGUAAUUGCUGGAGGCUUAGAAAAUGGAAUUGUAAGGUUAUGGAGCACCUGGGACUUAAAGCCGGUGAGAGAAAUUACAUUUCCCAAAUCAAAUAAGCCUAUUGUAAGCCUUACGUUUUCCUGUGAUGGCCACCAUUUGUACACAGCCAACAGUGAGGGGACAGUGAUCGCCUGGUGUCGGAAGGACCAGCAGCGUGUGAAGCAGCCCAUGUUCUAUUCCUUCCUCAGCAGUUAUGGAGCUGGGUGACCCUGAGGGGCUGUGUUCUACAGAGCACAGGACCCACACCUCAGGGGUCAAUUUUGCCAGUGCAGGAGGCUGAGCCUGAAGAAAUGGAUGACUAAAACAAACAUCCAAAUAAUAGUAUCUGCUCUUCUGCACAAAAUUCCAAAGGCAUCUCAGGUCCUGAAAGGAAAGUUCUGUCCUAAUUGAGCGAUGAUACAGGAGAUUGUGUCAGUGUGUACCAACCAACAAGCUGCAGCUCUUGCCUGGUAAAUUAAAGUCAGUCUUAAUGUUUUUCCCACAAAGGUAUUCUGAAGAAAAGAUAAUUGUCACCCUUUUUCUGUUUUUUUUUUUUUCCAAAAGAGCCAGCAGAAUUUAAAUUGGCUAGAUGGUUAUUUAUAUAAAAUAUUAUAAAUAUUAUAUUUUAAAAGUUUUCUGCUUUGAGAUACCCCUACCCCCCCACCACAAACCUAAUAAAGGAAAGAAAAAAAGGUGACAACUUUCAGGACUCAAUAAUUGCUUUCUUUGAAAAGCAAACUAUUCAGUAGGUGCCUCUGCACCAAACAUUUUAUGGAAUAUCUGAAUACUAAGACUAUGAAUGAAUCUAAGCACUAGGCAGUUUUUGCCAGUUGCCUUCUUAGCUCAAAGGAGAACCAGAAUUUUUUUGACAACCACAAACAAGAAAGCAAGUAUCUCUUGCUUUCAGAUACAUUUUGUUUUUCAUUAAAAAUUUUACUUAAAAUCCAUGAAACUAGAUACUGAAUAUCCUUAGUUGAAUCAGCAAGUUCAGCAAGUUGAUAAAUCUUUCAAUAUCUACCAAUAAUAGCUUCACUUACAAAGCAUAGAAUGCUUAACCAAUUGCAGUAGAAAGCCUCCACUAUGCAAGAAGGAAUUUUCUUACUUAAAACAAUUUUAAAAUGAGACAGUUUACUGAAUUUUAAA